Molecule: messenger RNA, 1035 nt
Organism: Kwoniella shivajii
Lineage: Eukaryota; Fungi; Basidiomycota; Tremellomycetes; Tremellales; Cryptococcaceae
Exons: 4
Coding region: 1-1035 (344 amino acids)
Biological process (GO): exocytosis; vesicle fusion
Cellular component (GO): plasma membrane; SNARE complex
Molecular function (GO): SNAP receptor activity; syntaxin binding
Source: RefSeq, a predicted model, not a curated record
AUGUCGUUUUUCCGAAGAAAGAAGGAUGAACCAUUGAUACCACCUGUCACUGCACCUGCAGCUGCUAAACCCGACCCAUACGCUCAGACACCCAGCUCAAAUCGAUACGGAGGAGCAGGCGCUGAUCCCUAUACCAGAUCUAAACCUGCUGCUGGAGGCGAUCCGUACGCUGCAACUGGCGGUGGAGCUGGUGGUGGUGAUAGUAAUCCAUAUGCGAAAGCGACGGAUCAUAACGAUGCUGCGAGAAAUGAGUUAUUCUCAGGAUUCAGCGCACCUGAAAAACCCAAAGCUGAAAGGCAGUAUGGAUAUGAAGGUAGAGAGAUGGAAGAGGAUUUCGAUGAAGAUGAAGAAGUUGAAGGUAUUAAACAGGAAAUGAGAGGGAUCAAACAAGAAAGUUUAGCCAGUACGAGAAACGCACUUCGUUUAGCUAGAGAAGCUGAAGAAUCGGCUAGAGGAACUGUCGCAAAGCUUGCAGACCAAUCCGAACGGAUUGCCAACUCUGAACGGUAUCUUGACAUGGCCAAGGCCAACAAUCAACGGGCUGAAGACAAAGCAGAGGAAUUAAAGAAACUCAAUCGAAGUAUCUUCCGUCCCGCUGUCACUUGGAACAAGGACGCAAAACGACAAGCUGAAGAAGAUAAGAUCAAUGAACGCCAUGCGAUGGAAAGACAUGAUCGAGCUAAAGCUUUGAACGAUGUAACCGAUACUCGAAAGAGAUUAGGUAAUGCGGCCAAUCCAAGUCCAUACGGUGGAUCAUAUGAAAAGACUCCUUUACCUGGAGAGCAAAAAGCAAAGAAAGAUGCAAGAUCAAGAUAUCAAUUCGACGCUACAGCUUCAGAUGAUGAGCUGGAAGAUGAAUUAGAUGAUAACUUGGACGAAACGUAUGAAGUAACUAAACGAUUGAAGAAUUUAGCCACUGCAAUGGGUGAUGAAGUCGGUGGUCAAAAUUCACGUCUUACAAGAGUGACUGAUAAAACUGAAAAUCUGGAAUUCGCCGUCAUGAAGAAUACGGAAAGAUUGAAGAGGAUCAGAUAA